UGCUUUUCCUCAGAUUGUUUGUUGGUUGUGUCCCGAACCAGAAUGUCUGGACGCGGAAAACAGGGCGGCAAGGCGCGGGCCAAGGCCAAGACUCGCUCUUCCCGAGCCGGUCUUCAGUUUCCAGUGGGUCGUGUGCAUCGGCUGCUACGAAAAGGCAACUACUCGGAGCGGGUGGGCGCCGGUGCGCCGGUCUACCUGGCCGCUGUGCUCGAGUACCUGACGGCCGAGAUCCUGGAGCUGGCGGGCAACGCGGCCCGCGACAACAAGAAGACGCGCAUCAUCCCUCGUCACCUGCAGCUGGCCAUCCGCAACGAUGAGGAGCUCAACAAGCUGUUGGGCCGUGUGACCAUCGCUCAGGGCGGCGUCCUGCCCAACAUCCAGGCGGUGUUGCUGCCCAAGAAGACCGAGAGCCACCAUAAGGCCAAGGGAAAGUGAGAAGCCUAGAAUUUUUGCAGUACUUCUUAUUCUCCGAAAUCAAAGGCUCUUUUCAGAGCCACCCACUAAUUCUUUUAAAAGUGCUGGAAUACGUUAAGCCUAAAUGUUUAGGCUUCAUUUUUCAUUUUACUGUAUUUCUGGAGCUACAAUUAAUAGAUCCCAACACUAGAGGAAAGUGCUCGUUUUUGACUCUGCAACAGUGCAUUGUGUUUAAUUAUAUUUUAUGAUUCAAACACUAAAAGUAGGAGGGAAAACUCGGUUCCUGGUACCCCAAUUCCUAUAGAGAAGUGUCAUGCAUUAUUGUUAGAAAAGAAUUAUUAAAAAUAAGAACGAGAACAAAGAGAAAAGCUACCCAAUCACUUUGCAGGGCGGGUUUUUUGAAUUACCAAGAAGGCGCCAAGUCCCUAGGCUGCCUACAUCAUAGGUUUUAUCCAGGACACAAUGUGCAUGGUAUC
This is a messenger RNA of Marmota monax (woodchuck), 890 nucleotides long. Its product is annotated as histone H2A type 1-B. NCBI's taxonomy places the organism in Eukaryota, Metazoa, Chordata, Mammalia, Rodentia, Sciuridae. Gene Ontology annotation, molecular function: structural constituent of chromatin; DNA binding; protein heterodimerization activity. Bases 43 to 435 code for a protein of 130 amino acids. Gene Ontology annotation, cellular component: nucleosome. The record is from RefSeq and is a predicted model, not a curated record. The transcript has a single exon.